Messenger RNA from Bipolaris zeicola 26-R-13, 459 nucleotides. RefSeq lists its product as uncharacterized. NCBI's taxonomy places the organism in Eukaryota, Fungi, Ascomycota, Dothideomycetes, Pleosporales, Pleosporaceae. The record is from RefSeq and is a predicted model, not a curated record. The transcript is spliced from 3 exons. Gene Ontology annotation, cellular component: membrane. The coding region runs from base 1 to 459 and encodes 152 amino acids.
AUGGCAACUAAGGUCGGUCUCAGCGUGCCAAUGCCGCUCCUUGCUCCUGUUACUGCCACUUGGGCAGCUCCCUUCGCGGCCUACUACCUUUUCCUCCAACAGCGCAUUGUAGCAAAGCGAUUUGGCACAAAGACUGUUUUGGGUGAUAAGUCGGGCGCACCUCAAGGCGCACCGGACCCUCUCUUUGUGGACACACGUGCGCAAGCCAACUUUGUCGAAAACGUACCAUUCAUACUCUCGAUUGCACUCCUUGCUGAGCUCAACGGAGCCAACAGGACUUACCUCAGCUACGCUCUUGGCGCUCUUUUUGCUCUCCGUGUUGGCCAUGUUGAGCUUGGCCUGAGGGCGCCCAGCGGAAAAGGUCCCGGAAGACCGCUUGGUUUCGUCGGCACUCAGGUGAUAUUAGCUGGGCUCGCUGGAUAUGCGGCGUACUUGGUCAAGGACUACUGGACCGUCUAA